Meloidogyne enterolobii is the source of this 1130-nucleotide messenger RNA. NCBI's taxonomy places the organism in Eukaryota, Metazoa, Nematoda, Chromadorea, Rhabditida, Meloidogynidae. The record is from the annotation of a GenBank genome assembly.
CUUUAGAAGAACAAGAAUCAGCAGAAAAUAUCUUGAAGAACUCCAAUCUUUUGUUUGAAUUCAGGUUGCCGAUUAUUAAUGAAUUAAAAAUGAAAAUACGUUUAACUUUUUUUAUUUUUUUAUUUUGUAUCUGACAAAAAGAAAAGGUAUUUUCCCCCAAGAGGGUUUUCGCACCCUUCACUGUUCAUUAAACAAUUUUUAGACUACCAGUGGAUGAGGGAAGAGAAUUAAAAAUAAAUCACCCGGGACGGGUUCGAACCCGCGACCCCCUUUUCUCUAUUUUCGAUUGAUUUCUAAUGCUGUUUCAAUUUGGAUUUUUCUCUCAUCAAAAAAUAUUUUUCCGCGCCUUGUUUUUUUCCUGUUUUAAGUUUUCGGCACAUUAAAGAAUAAGCGGCUUUUGACAAUUCAUUUUUCAACAUUUUCUAGUAUUUCCCCUUCUUUAAAAUAUGAAAAAUGAGAAAAGCGGCAUAAAAUUAAAAAAAUAAAUGCCAUCAAAAAUAUUUUUUGAGAGUUUUGCUGACAGCCGAUAUGUUUUUAUUCUCCAAAACAGUUGUCAUCAACCUUGUUGUUCGACACAAAAAGCGACGCCAAAAAAGAUGACUAGAAAAAAGAUGAAUAUUUUUGUGAAGAAGAGGACAAUAAAAUGGAAGAAGCAAAAAAAUCUACGGCACAAAUGGCGCGCAAAAAUAUUUUUUUUUCAAUGUGUGCCACUUCUCUUUUUGGCAUUUUUUUCUUCUCUUCCCUGAUUUUUGCCUAUUUUUCUAUCCAAUCUCCCGCCCAUUUUUUCCUUCCUUGUCUUCUCAUUUUUAUUUUCACAUCUGCCUCUAACGCGCCGGAGAACGCCGCAUUCAUUUUAAAGGCGAUCUAAAUGUGCCGAUAAGAAAAAGAUGGCAAUUUCUUUGCAAAUAAAUAUUUUAUUUUUAUUUUCUUCAAAAAUUUUAGUUUAUUUUUGUUUUCUUAAAUUUCCUUUUAAAUUCCUUUAAUUCUAGUCUGUUUUAUUCCUCAAAUGUUAGCCUUUAAUUAUUAUUUUCUAUAUAAGCUUUAUUCAAUUCUUCUAAAGUUGUAUUGUGGCCGAGUGGUUAGCGAGUUUGAUUCGAGUUUUUUAAUCGUAGCGGUUCGAACCCCUUUGG